Chenopodium quinoa (quinoa) is the source of this 4116-nucleotide messenger RNA. RefSeq lists its product as uncharacterized. Gene Ontology annotation, molecular function: DNA helicase activity. Gene Ontology annotation, biological process: DNA repair; telomere maintenance. The transcript is spliced from 8 exons. The record is from RefSeq and is a predicted model, not a curated record. NCBI's taxonomy places the organism in Eukaryota, Viridiplantae, Streptophyta, Magnoliopsida, Caryophyllales, Amaranthaceae. The coding region runs from base 1 to 4116 and encodes 1371 amino acids.
AUGGUGAGAAAAAAUAAAACUACAGCUGUUGUUAGUCCAGGGCAGUUUCCUGAAAGUGAGUCUGUUCGAUCGUCGACAAAGGAGAGUCGAGAUGUAACACCUGGCAUUUCAGCGACAGGGAUAGCUGUUGACUUGGGUGAAUAUCCUUUGAAGGACUUAUGUAUGCAUAAGGGGUUAAGGCGGGAACAGAAUACGAAUGGAAAAGAUCAAUCAAAUAUUGGUGUUUCUACCACGCCUGGUGGGGAUAGUGUUGCGUUACUUGUGGAAGAGCAACCAAGAAUUAUAUCAGAUGCUGAAAAUUUAAAUGAAGAGUUUACUCAACCUCGUUCGGCAAAUUUGUUGCCUGUGCGAAUUGUGGGACAUAGGGGAUCUAAAAAAAGGGAUAGGCCUAUUGUUCACUUAGUUCAAAUUUCAUCCGACGAGUUAUCCAUUCAGUCGAAAAGAAAACAACGACUUGUAGGAACGGGUGGUUUCGGUAAAGGGCCCAUUUUAAAUUCGCUCAAUGUUCGUCAGCAAGGGGAAGGAACUAAAUGUAACGUUGUUCAAAUUUCGGGAGAUAAUGUUUCCGCUAAAGGCCAAAUGGAAGUUGAUGUCUUCGCUGCAUGUUCUGAGAAUUAUGUUGCGAUGGGUAUGGAAGAACAAAUGAACCUUGCUGUGGGAGCCGAAAAUAUGAUUACACAGAAAGGACCUACAAAAAGGAAGAUUAGGCCUAUUGUCGAUUUAGGAGAACAUUCGUCAGAAACGGUGAUGUCGUUGCCGACAAAUUUCCCGUCGAGCAGUCGACCGGUUGGAGGCGAGGAGGAAAACGGUGUGUUGGUUAUCGACGACAAUCCGAUAAAUGUUCGCCACGUGGAUACAAAUGCUGAAAGCUUGCGGCCAGCACAUGGACACCUGUUUGCUGAUUGUUUUGAGGUGCCUAUUCAAGAUUGUGAAGAAGUGAGUAGCUGGAAGCCGUGUAAUGCAGUGAGACCACUCGCAAUCAUUGGUGAAAACCUUCCAGUUGGCCCUCUUGUGCUUGAGAGUGCUUCGUGUUGUUUGUAUUGUAAUGCCAAGAAAUUCAUGUAUGAAACUUCGAGUUCCUGCUGUUGUGGCGGACAGGUUGUGGUUGCAGCUAAUCAAUUUCCUGAUAAGUUAUGCCGAUUAUAUUUAUCAGAAGAGGAAGACGCUAAACAUUUCAAGCAAUACAGCCGAAUGUCUAACAAUCUCUUUGCUUAUAGUUCUAUACGCGGUAAAACGGAGUCGACGACAUUUAAGGGGAUAUAUUUAUUUAAAAUGCAUGGGCAAGUAUAUCAUUCCGUUCCAGAUCUUCUGCCUAAUGAUGGUAGCCCUAAAUUUUUGCAGCUCUAUUUUUAUGAUGGCCAGCACGAAGUUCAGAAUCGAGUGAAUUGUUUUCCUGAGGUACGAGAGGAUAUUAUUCGUAUAUUAAUGAAGAUUACUGAAAUGAAUCCAUAUGCAAGAUUUUUUAGAUCGUUGAGGGAAAUAGAGAUAGAUGAAGACACGCAGAUAGUAUUAUCUCAAAAUCCUGUUUUGGAUCAACGUGUUUAUAACGCACCUGUUUCUGAUGAAGUUGCUGCUGUGUGGCCAGAUGGUGCGUCUUCAAGUCAGAUUAGCACUCCACAUAUUAUUGUGCAUGGAAAGUCUGCCCAAACUCAUCGGAUUUGUCAUUAUUAUGGGUGCUAUGAUCCAUUACAAUACCUGUUAUUAUUCCCUUUUGGUGAAUGUGGAUGGACUCAGAAUCUUAAGAAGCGAAAUGUUGGUGGGAAAAAUCAUACACAACAGGUUCCAGAUCCUAUUCAUUCCUGUACAGUUCAUACCGUGCAGAAUUUCUUAGACGAAGAAGAAUCACGGACCGUUAAACACAGGACAAGAGCUGAUAAGUAUAUCUCUCCAAGAGAAUACUAUGCUUACGUAUUACAAAUGAGGCCUUCGAACAUGCUCCUUAGAAGUGGAAGAUGUUUUCAACAAUUUGUUGUGGACAUGUAUGUGAAGAUCGAAAAUUCAAGACUCGAUUAUUUGCGGAACAAUCAAGAUAUCAUUAGAGCUGAUCUUUAUCAGGGUAUUCAUGAUAGUGUAACAGAUGGAGAGACAGAUGCUUCAAAGGUUGGACAUCUUGUUGUUUUACCUCCGUCAUUUAUUGGAUGUCUUAGAGAUCUAAAACGUCGGUAUCUAAAUGCAAUGGCAUUAGUUCAAAGAUAUGGGAAACCGGAUUUGUUUAUUACUAUGACAUGUAAUGCAAAUUGGCCCGAAAUAAAGUGUGAAUUACAACCUGGAGAGAAAGCUCAGGAUAGACCAGAUAUAGUGGCCCGUAUAUUUUGUGCAAAAUUGUUGAUAAGAGGGCCAUCUGAAUAUGAUAAGUUUGUUUGUGCUGAAAUCCCAUCGUUUUAUAAUCCUCGUCUUCGUAAAGUUGUCUUGACUCAUAUGAUGCAUGGGCCUUGUGGGAAGCUGAAUCCUAAGUGUCCUUGUAUGAGAAUGGAUGGGAAAAAAAUGAUCUGCAAAAAUGGAUAUCCAAAAGAUUACAAUUCAGAGGCAGCAAACAACAAAGAUGGGUAUCCUGUAUAUAGGAGAAGACCGACAGGGCAUGAUCGAAUAUCAUUUAAGAUAUCUGCUACAAAUGAAAAAAAAUUUGAUGAAAUAGAACAAUUUCAAUCUAGCAGGUGGGUAUCUCCAUGUGAGGGAAUAUGGCGAAUAUUUGGUUUUGAUUUAUUUGAGAAUUUUCCUCCUGUUAUGCCAUUACCAGUGCAUCUUCCAAACAUGCAAUCCAUUGCUGUAAGACCAUUUGAAAAUUUCAGACGGGUUGUUAGAGAUCCUAAGCGCGCACGUACACCUUUAACGGAGUACUUUGCAGUGAAUGCGUCGGUUGAUGGUGGUGUUAACCUUUUAUACAGUGAUUUUCCAGAACACUACACAUGGAAUUCAAAUGUGAAAGAAUGGAAAGACCGAAAAAAUGCACUCACUGUUGUUGGUAGAAUAUCGUUUGUCUUGCCUGCCGAAGGUGAACGUUAUUAUCUUCGACUAUUGUUGCUUAAUGUACGAAAUUCAACUUCGUUUACAGACUUAUGUACAGUUGACAAUUAUGUUUGUGCUACAUUUCAAGAAACUGCUAAACGGCUAGGCCUUUUGGAGGAUGAUGAUGCUGCAUCCAUAUGUCUAACUGAAGCUGCAGAGAUACAAUUACCGUGUGCUUUGAGACGGCUGUUUGCAACAAUACUGAUAUUUUGCCAGCCCAGUGAUCCAGCUUCUUUAUGGGAAAAGUAUUAUGCCUCAUUGUCGGAAGAUUAUAGGUACCAGUUUAAAGAUUGUCCCGGAAAAGCUAAACAACUAACUGUUAGUUUAUUAGAGCAACAUCUUGAAUCAAUGGGUAAAUCACUGAAAACAUUUGGGCUGGAUCAUCUGGGCUAUAAUGUCAGUGACGAGUUCAGGAAAACGAGAGUUAUAACAGAUGCUUUGAAUAUACCUAUUCCUGAAGAAUAUAUAAACUCAAGAUCACGGUUGAAUGAAGCUCAACUAAAUGCAUAUGAUGUCAUAAUGAAUCACGUCAAGGAGGGAAAAGGAGGUGCUUUCUUCAUUGAUGGACCAGGCGACACGGGUAAGACUUUUUUAUACAAUAGUUUAUAUGCAGAAAUUCGAAUGAUGAAUAAAAUUUUACUGCCCACUGCGUCAUCUGGAAUAGCCGCAUCAAAUCUACCUUCAGGCAGAACAACUCAUUCAAGAUUUAAAAUACCUGUUGAUCAUGAGAGUUGUUUUACGUGUGAUGUGCCAAAACAAGGUAGUUUAGCACAAUUAUUAAAAGAGACAGCUUUGAUUAUCUGGGAUGAGGCUUCUAUGGCGAAUAAGGCGAAUUUACAGGCACUUGAUUUGCUGUUGCAAGAUAUAUGUGAAAAUACGACACUUUUUGGUGGUAAACUUAUCAUUUUCGGUGGAGAUUUUAGGCAGGUUUUACCGGUUGUACCCCAAAAGUCCUUAAGACAUGCUGUUGAAUCGAGCAUUGUCGCUUCAUAUAUCUGGCCAUCUUUGAAAAGAUUAAAGUUAACGGAAAAUCAGAGAGCUCGUGAAGAUCCAACAUUUUGUGCGUUUUUGUUAUCUCUUAGUAAUGGUGAAUUACAAACAAAUGAGUGA